Molecule: messenger RNA, 2289 nt
Organism: Crotalus tigris (Tiger rattlesnake)
Lineage: Eukaryota; Metazoa; Chordata; Lepidosauria; Squamata; Viperidae
Gene: TINF2
Product: TERF1 interacting nuclear factor 2
Exons: 10
Coding region: 77-1165 (362 amino acids)
Biological process (GO): telomere capping; regulation of telomere maintenance via telomere lengthening
Cellular component (GO): shelterin complex
Molecular function (GO): telomeric repeat DNA binding
Source: RefSeq, a predicted model, not a curated record
GGGACUUGAAGGGGGCGGCGGACGCGCGCGAGAAAGGCGCGGUUUCGGUGGGCCGGGACUGGAGCGCCAAUAGGGAAUGGGUCCGGCGGUAGAGGGGGCGUGCCUUCGGGGUGGGCGUGGCCCGAGCUGUCAGAAGCAGCGCCCGGCCGCCUCGGCUGUCAGUCUGUCCUCCGCUUCGCAGCGAGGCGGUUCUUCUAUGGGCGACGAGCGGGCGGCCGAGGAAGUAGCCGCCGCCACCGCCGCCGUCUCCCUGCGGGUUGUGGCCGCGGCCGCUUGGCACGUAGUCCGCGGCCGCCGCUUCUCGGACUUCCCGCGCGUCCUGACCUUCCUGGAGAGCGUGGCGGAGGCGGCGCCCGAGCUGGUGCCCUUCCAGCAUCUGGCCAAGCUGCGCCUGGGUCUGCAGGCCAAGAUUGUCAUGAACCUGCUGCAGGAAGAUCAGCCCCCCGGGAAAAUCUACGAUGCUGUGGACAGCUACUUUCCAGAGAACGAGACUCCGCCCAGCCACGCCAAAGCAACGGCUGAGGACCUGAAGAUGGUACGAACAGCCCAAGAAAACUUCAGAAUCCUGGUACUGAGGUUGCUGAGUGACUGUAUCAAGAGGGAAAUCUAUGUGCAGGAAUACCUGGAAACGGAUUACGGGGAAGCCUUUGUGAAAGUGGUGGAGGAACUCUUCUGCGAUUACCUCUGCCAGCUGGAACACAUUCUCCCGGAGCCCAAAUUCCAGCAGCUGUUGGAGGCUGCCAGCCUCCAGACCCCCCACCAGCUUUCCCAACCCAGCAUGACCAUCCUAAACCAGUACUUCACCGCUGUGGGAUACCAGCCUGCAGGUUGUGCUGAGGCCCCCUCCACCCCUCCCCAUCUGUCAAGCACCCCACGCCAGAGCGAGGACGAGGACCCCCCCUCGCCGCCUUUGACCCCACAGCCGGGCAGGAGCCGAAGAGAAGAUUCCCCUAUCUGCCUCUCAGAAGGGGAAUUGCACAGACUGUCCUCAAUCAACUCGGAAACGGCUGAAGAUCUGGUGCCAGAUUCAGAAAGCGAAAGAACCACCUCCCCUUUGAAGGGCGAAUACCAGACCACCCGUCAUCGCACCCUCAUCCCCACUUUUCAGGAGCACCUCAGGGACAGCAGCAGCCCGUUACAACAGUACGUGGGAAAAGUGGCUUAAAAACGGUCCUCGCGCUUACGACCGUCACGGCAUUCCUACAUCAAAUUUGGGACGGCUGGCGACUGGUGUGGAUUUACGACGGUUGCAGCAUUCCAGGCUCACGUGAUCCCCAUUUGUGACCUUCCCAGCCGGCUUCCGACAAGCAAUAGGGGAUUCCAGAUUCGCUUAACGACUCCCUGACUCACUUAAAAACGUUUUUAAUCACCGUGGCAGGAAAGGUCAUAAAAUUGGGUGUGCUCGCUUAACUGCUCUGCUUAACGGAGGAAAGUAUAGUCUCAAUUGCUGUUGUAAGUCGAGGACUGCCUGUAUUGCCCCAGCACUAUCUCAGCACACCUAACCGGCAGAAUAUGGAAAACGGGGUUUUACCAAAAGCUUUGGCCACAUCCCCUGGGCAAUGGCAGCCUCCAUCCUGCAGAAAAGAGAGCAGAAAGUUAAAUCUCAGCCUGCCCGUAUUUUAUUUAAGCAGACAUCAACUCAUGCAAAGGGGUGCAAAGGAACAGGUAGAGCAAGAUUCUAGUCCUCAAGGACAAUAUAAAUAUGAGCCAGACAAAGAGGAGGUUGAGUGAAGCAAUGAUUGCGCUGGACUUGUGAGAAUUAUACUGUUUGCCCAGAUCAGGGGUAGGCAACCUUGGCUCUUUUAUGCCUCGUGGACUUCAACUCCCAGAAUUCCUGAGUCAGCAUGGCUCAGCUUGGAAACCUCUCCCUUUCCCCUCAGUGUUGCUGACUCAGGAAUUCUGAGAGUUGAAGUCCACGAGUCAUAAAAGAGCCAAGGUUGCCUACCCCUGGCCCAGAUCAACAAGGAUUCUUAAACCGGCUUGUACGGCAACACAGAAGGAAACCCUGAAAAUGAUGUCAAAAGCCAAAGAAAGCCACUUGAUUCCAAUAUAAACAUGUGUUUUCCUUUAUCCAACACCUUUAUUCUAUAAAACAUUACUGAAGUCUCUGGUAACUUGUCCCCUUCCAGGAACACUACAAAUCUCCAAUCCGGGCAACUUGAAGACCCAGAAUUCCCUAGCCAGCAUACUCAUUGUGGCCCUGCUUACUCUCUUAUAAUCCCUUCCUCUCCAAUCUCCCCGCUUUAAGGGAUAGGAGGAAAAAAAAAACAGGCAUGGCUGGCUGGGGAA